AUGUAUCGUACUAGUCUCAUGCGUCCUCCACUCUACCGCCACCACAAAAGAACAAUGCUUCAUCGCCAGAGUUCUCGUCGGUUUCGCAAAAGCACUGGACGUCUCCGCCGUUCCAACAUAUCUUGUGGAGCUAGCACCACCAUCAAAACGUGGAUUCGUGGCUGGCUUGUACUGGACUUGCUGGUUGCUGGGUGCGAUAAUUUCGUCCGCCGUUGGCCGUGGGGCAAGAAGCCUUGCUGGAAACUGGAGCUGGAGACUCAUCUGCCUAUGCAUGGCAGGACCAUCAUCAUUAUGCAUUCUUCUCCUGGCAUUCAUUCCUCAUGUUGGCUGAUCUCCAAAGGACGAGAGCGCGAAGGACUUGCUGGUUUCAUUCGGUUCCACGGCGGUGGCGAUGAAAACAACCCACUCGUCAUCGCUCAGUUCAGAGAGAUCAAAGAGACAAUCUCAUUCGAACAGCAGAAUAAAUUCGAGUCCUAUCGUGCAUGGUGGAAGACUUUCGUGGGCCUGAAGUCAAACAGAUACCGAGGAUUCAUUCUCAUCAGUCUUGGAAUAUUCGAGCAGACUAUUGGCUCCAGCAUCAUUACCUUUUACCUCAGCAGUGUUCUCGACCUGGCUGGCGUCACUUCAGAAAAGUCGCAAUUUGCCAUCAAUCUGGGCCAGAACUGUGUCGCGUUCAUUUCAGCACUAAUCGGCAUAUGCUUUAUUGAUAAAUUGGGUCGUGUAAAGAUGCUUGUAGGCGGAACCCUUUUCUGUGCUGCCGUUCUGGCUUGCAUGGCAGGUCUCACUGCACAGCAAACAGACAACCCCGCUGGAAGGAACGCAAUAAUUUCCAUGGUUUUCCUCUUUCAAAUGGGAUAUUCGUCGACCUGGACGCCACUUUCGUUCUCUUACUGCGCCGAAGUUCUCAAUUUUACGAUCAGAGCCAAGGGCAUGGCUUUCUACAACAUCUUCACAUCAUCUGCGGGCUUCAUCAACCAGUAUGUUAUAUCGAUUGGGCUCGCAAACAUCGGAUGGAGAUUCUACAUCAUUGGCGUCUGUUGGAAUAUCUUUGCUGCCACAGUCAUUGCAUUCACGUACCUGGAGACGAAGGGCUUGAGUUUGGAGCAGAUUGACAAGCGUUUCGAGGGUAUUCCCCGUGAUCAGCUGGACGAUAUUAUCGAGACGUACAACGGAAUGAAGCCCAUCUCGGAGGCAGAACUUGGGAAAGUACCUGUUGAGCCAGUGUCCACUGAGAUGCAAGUAAAUGUCAAGAAGAAUUGA
Messenger RNA from Cadophora gregata, 1260 nucleotides. RefSeq lists its product as uncharacterized. Lineage: Eukaryota; Fungi; Ascomycota; Leotiomycetes; Helotiales; Ploettnerulaceae. The transcript has a single exon. Gene Ontology annotation, cellular component: membrane. Gene Ontology annotation, molecular function: carbohydrate:proton symporter activity. The coding region runs from base 1 to 1260 and encodes 419 amino acids. The record is from RefSeq and is a predicted model, not a curated record. Gene Ontology annotation, biological process: carbohydrate transport; transmembrane transport.